Messenger RNA from Mustela lutreola (European mink), 5197 nucleotides. RefSeq names its product zinc finger and BTB domain containing 24 (gene ZBTB24). The transcript has 8 exons. Gene Ontology annotation, cellular component: nucleus. NCBI's taxonomy places the organism in Eukaryota, Metazoa, Chordata, Mammalia, Carnivora, Mustelidae. Gene Ontology annotation, molecular function: RNA polymerase II cis-regulatory region sequence-specific DNA binding; DNA-binding transcription factor activity, RNA polymerase II-specific; protein binding. Bases 419 to 2506 code for a protein of 695 amino acids. The record is from RefSeq and is a predicted model, not a curated record. Gene Ontology annotation, biological process: regulation of transcription by RNA polymerase II.
CGCAGGCUCCCGGCGCCGGCGCUUCCGGGUUGGCGGCGGCGUCGCGGGGGCCCCAGUCCGGGGCGGGGAGGCGCAGGAGCCCCGGCGGCGGGUUCUGCGGAGCGGGGCGCCAGGGCGGCCCCGGCGGGAGUGCUCCCGCCAGGCUGCAGGGUGGGCCGGGCGCCCCGAGAGGCAAAAUGGUUAAAAAUGCGUGAAAUCGAGACAUUGUAGUUCCCACUCUAAUCUGUGCAACUGUGGAAAGUUAGUGCUGGGAAAGGACUUUCAAGAUGGUUGAUUCCCAUUCCUUAAUUUUACAGAGGAGAAAACAGACCCCGGAGAAGUAGCGCGGAUGUUGGAAAGUCACCUAGCUAGGUAACGGUGUGACAGGGAUGAGAGUCGCGGUCUCGGUUUGCUUCACGCUUCUUGGCCUCUACAGAAAAUGGCAGAAACGUCAUCAGAGCCUUCUGGGCAGCUCGUUGUACACUCAGACACUCACAGCGACACUGUUCUGGCCAGUUUUGAGGAUCAGCGGAAGAAAGGCUUUCUCUGUGACAUCACGUUAAUCGUGGAGAAUGUGCAUUUCCGGGCUCACAAAGCCUUACUCGCGGCCAGUAGUGAAUACUUCUCAAUGAUGUUUGCUGAAGAGGGGGAGAUCGGCCAGUCCAUUUACAUGCUGGAAGGCAUGGUUGCCGACAUAUUUGGUAUCCUGCUGGAGUUCAUCUACACGGGUUGUCUCCAGGCCAGCGAGAAAAGCACAGAACAAAUUCUGGCCACUGCUCAGUUCUUAAAGGUCUAUGACCUGGUAAAGGCUUACACAGAUUUUCAGAAUAAUCACAGCUCCCCAAAGCCAACGCCUCUGAACACCGUUGGCGCUCCGGUGGUGGUGAUUUCUAAUAAGAAAAAUGGUCCUCCGAAACGGAAGCGGGGGAGACCGAGAAAAGUCAACAGUGGGCAGGAGGGGAAAUCACAACUGGCUGCCGAGGAAGAAAUACAGCUGAGAGUAAACAAUUCAGUUCAAAAUAGACACAACUUUGUGGUGAAAGAGGCAGAUGGUGGCACACUGAAUGAACAGAUUCCGGUGAAAGAUCUGGAAGAGCCCGAGCCUGCCUGUGAGCCGGGCAGAGGGGAGGAAAUGCCUGCUGAGAAAGACGAGAACUGUGAUCCCAAGACCCAGGAUGGGCAGGACAGCAAGAGUCGGUACAGCAAGCGGAGGAUUCAGAGGUCCGUCAAGCUUAAAGAUUACAAACUUGGCGGGGAUGAAGACGAGCAGAGUUCAGCCAAAAGGGUCUGUGGAAGGAGAAGGCGCCCAGGGGGCCCUGAGGCCUGUUGUAAGGACUGUGGCAAAGUGUUUAAGUACAAUCACUUUUUGGCAGUCCACCAGAGGAGCCACACGGGGGAGCGACCUUUCAAGUGUAAUGAGUGCGGAAAAGGCUUUGCCCAGAAGCACUCCCUGCAGGUCCACACCCGGAUGCACACAGGCGAGCGGCCCUACACCUGCACCGUGUGCGGCAAGGCUCUCACCACCAAGCACUCGCUGCUAGAGCACAUGAGCCUGCAUUCAGGACAGAAGUCUUUCACCUGUGAUCAGUGUGGAAAAUAUUUCAGCCAGAAAAGGCAACUAAAGAGCCAUUACCGAGUUCAUACAGGCCACUCAUUACCGGAAUGCAACCACUGCCAUCGCAAGUUCAUGGACGUGUCUCAGCUAAAGAAACAUCUACGAACACACACAGGUGAGAAGCCAUUUACUUGUGAAAUCUGUGGCAAAUCUUUCACAGCAAAGAGUUCUCUUCAGACCCACAUCAGAAUCCAUAGAGGAGAGAAGCCCUACUCCUGUGGCAUAUGUGGCAAGUCCUUCUCGGACUCCAGUGCCAAGAGGAGACACUGCAUUCUGCACACGGGCAAAAAGCCUUUCUCCUGCCCGGAGUGUAACCUGCAGUUCGCGCGCUUGGACAACCUGAAGGCUCACUUGAAAAUCCACAGCAAAGAGAAGCCCGCGUCAGAUGCCCCCAGCGGUCCUAACACCGAGGAGGUCAGGAAUAUUCUCCAGCUGCAGCCGUAUCAGCUCGCGGCCUCCGGAGAGCAGGAAAUCCAGCUUCUCGUCACCAAUUCUGUACACAACAUCAACUUCAUGCCGGGCCCCAGCCAGGGAAUCAGCAUCGUCGCCGCGGAGGGCUCUCCGAACUUGGCGGCGGAGCAGGCUGCCGACCUGGCCCUGCUCACGCAGCCACCGCAGCCGCUGCAGAACUUCCUUCUGUCCGCCCCGCAGGAGCCCACGGAGCACAUGCAGGGCCUCAGCGUGAUCGAGAGCCCGCUGGAGCCCGCGCAGACCGAGCCGGUGCACGUAAUCACGCUCUCCAAGGAAACCCUGGAGCAUCUGCAUGCCCAGCGGGGGCAGGCCGCGGAGCUGCCCUUGGCAGGUGCGCCGGACCCCGCUCCGCACCUGCCCCUGCCGCCGGCCCCGCCCACCGCCCAUGUGCCCGCUGCCCACGUGCCCCCGCCCGCCCCGCUGAGCCCGGACCGAAGCUGACCUGACCUGGACGCGCCUUCUGGCCGUGAACCUCUUCGGUGCACCUCGCUCCUAGGACGGCAGGCUUUCUGAACCGCUCCGAACGCAGCCUUCGGGUCCCGGGACCGCUCGCUGACGGUCCUCCCGCUCUCCACCCAGGCCCCAAGAUGUGCGUUUCGUGUCUUGUGUGCUGUCCUGAUCUGGAUUUAGCCUUCGAUGUUGACGAACGGUCUUCAUUGUCCUCGACAUCUCUGAAAGUCGUGGGUAAUUUUGAUUUGGGGGCACUGAAUUAGACUCGAAGUCUUGAGUGUCCACGGCCACAGGUUAUAUGGUUUUGCUGACCUUUCCAGUUAGCUUUUCUAGAACAAAGGAAGCCCAGUACUGGUUGAAUGCAGUAGAAUGGUUUGUUCCACUUUUUUAUUUCUCAAAGGCAACACAGUUGCUUUUCUAAGGUAAGUCAGGGCUGAAUGCGACAGAUGACAAUGCCGGAGAAUCUGUCCUUCUACUAUCUUCUAAUUCCCUAAGACUGAGUCACUGUCAACAUUUAAUCUCUGUGUGGUACAGUGGGUUCUUGUGUCAUAUUUAAGGGAGAUUCAAAGGCAUAGAAACUGAAAGUCUGUUGUAACUCAAAAUGAAUAUAAUAAAGUCAAAAAAGUACAGGAUUAUUUUAAAAAUUUUAACUCAGCUUUUCUGAGAAACAUGGAUUUAUUUUUUUUGGAUUUACAUAUUUUUUUAAAAGCAGGUUAUUGAAAAUUUAAUUUAAAAGUCUAAUGAAACUGGAUCAAGACAUUCAGCCCAUAAAUUCUGAAUUUUUGUCAGCAGUGAUACUUGUUUGAUAAAGUUAAGACUCCGUUAUCCUGGAAUAUAAGAUUUUAUUCAAUAUCAUUUAAGUGUCAAAUAUACUCUACUGAAUUCUAAUUGAUCCUGAAAGUGAUCUGUGCAUUGUGUCUGAUAACUUUCUGGAGAUGGGACCUUAUAAUCUAUUUUUAUUGCCAAGUAGGUUAAAUCUCACAAAAUGGACAUCUCAUUUUAAAAAGUAAAUAUCAUCACCUAAUCUUAAAAAUAAUCUGAACCUCAGAGCCUUAGUAACCUGUCUAUAACUGUGGUAGGAUUUUAAAUUUAAUUGUCAAAAGUUGAAAUUAUGUGUGGGUUAGGUUUUCAAGCCCAGUGUACUUUUUGAAUACUAUGAUUACUUUCUCUCAAGGGAACUGAUAGAAAAUUUUGGAAAAGAGAAUGGGCACUAGUACAUCUAAGUUAACAUAAUGCUGGUGGAGAGUAGGGCUAAUCUGUCCUAAAAUGAACUGGAUCUUGAGAUCAGUUACUUUCUUGCUUUAGGCAUCUUUGAUUUCUACCUGAAUCAAGAAGGUUUUUUUUAGAGGUUAAGGUAAUACAUUUCUUCAGGUUUGAGGGAAGAUGAAAGCAUUUUUUCCCCACAUAUUUGCCAAAUUAGAUUUGAUUAUAUAUAAUUCACAAAUUUCUAAAAUGUGUAUCUUAACAUGUAUUAGCCAAAGUAAUGUUUAAAUCACCCCCGAGUGGAGCCUAAGAUAAAAUUUUUACAAAUACAGUUAUGACCUAAAUGCUAUUUCAGGUUCUUAGUCAUUUAAACUAUCUACUUUAACCUUAUUCUUAAAAUGCAAAGUUUUUAGCGAGCUUUUCAAAGCUUACUGGCCCCCGGUUUCUGCUGGAGAUACACGGUAUUAACGUAAAUAAAUUUUUAACUACUCAGUCUGGAGAGCUGGAAAAUUAUUCAGGAAAUAUGGUCACAUAAGUCAAGCUUAACUAGCUUUGUGACAGUCUACCUCUGCACUAGGAGAAAUAGAAUGUGGGCCACAUGUAAUUUUAAAUUUUCUAGUAGCCGCAUUAAAAAUAAGGUGAAAUUAAUUUGAAUAAAAUGAUUUAAUCCAACUUGUGCCAAAUAUCAUUUCAACAUGUAAUCAAUAUAAAAAUAUAUUAAUAAGAUAUUUUAUAUUUUUUCAUAUAUUUUCUACUUAGUGCACAAUUUGGAUGCUAAUGUUCUUUGGACUUACAUGAUCUGUAUUUAGAGUUCAUACAAUUUACAAUUGAAAACCUAGAUUCACAUACAGUUGCAGACAUACUUAAUUUUUUCCCAGUAACUGAAGUAAUUACUGGUUUAAAUUUAUAUUAAAAUUAAAACCUGGGGCACCUGGCCAGCUCAGGCAGAAGAGCAUGUGACUGUUGAUCUCAGGAUCGUGAGUUCAAGACCCACAUUGGGCAAAGAAAUGACUAAAAGAAAAUACUGGGAAAAAAAAAAAAACCAACCCAUCACCAGUUCCUCAGUCACACCAACCACACUGUGAGCUCUUGAUAGCCCCAUGUGUGGCUAGUGGGUUCUGUGUGUAUGACACAGGCGUACCUAUUUCUAACUUGAGAGCCGGUCUCAGCCAUAAAAGUAUCUUCUGUCAGAGUUCUGGUUUGUUUGACCAGCUGUCAAAGGGAGAGGAGGAAAUGAGAGCUUUAUAAAUGUAGCCUGUCUUUAGUGUCCCCGAUACACAUUCUGCCCUCUGAAAUCCCAAAUUCUAAAGUUCAAUGUCUCUGUACCCAAAGUAAAUGUCAUGUACAUAAAAAUGUUUUCUAUUGUUUGAGAAAUUGCCGGCUCAAUGUUUCACAACUUAUUUUGUACUAAACUUGUACAGUUUUUUAAAUUGUUUUAACAAAUGCAGAAAUACAAAGUGUGCUUCUUAGGAUAUAGAA